This is a messenger RNA of Venustampulla echinocandica, 687 nucleotides long. RefSeq lists its product as uncharacterized. The record is from RefSeq and is a predicted model, not a curated record. The transcript has a single exon. NCBI's taxonomy places the organism in Eukaryota, Fungi, Ascomycota, Leotiomycetes, Helotiales, Pleuroascaceae. The coding region runs from base 1 to 687 and encodes 228 amino acids.
AUGUCCUCUCAACUACAGCCUUUGAUUCUAUGGGGAGGCGUCGACGGCCCGAAUCCUCCUAAAGUCGCCAUGGUUCUCGACGAGCUCAAUCUCCCGUGGACUCCCAAAUAUAUCCCGCAUACCGAAACGAAAACCCCAGAGUAUGAAAUGAUCAACCCGAAUGGUCGUCUUCCUUCUCUCGAGGAUCCUAACACCGGUAUCACUGUUUGGGAAUCCGGUGCAAUUCUGGAAUACUUGAUUUCUGAAUACGACCACGAGCGCAAGCUCAGCUUCCCGCCUGGUACCCCAGAGUUCUACCAUACCAAACAAUGGCUCCAUUUCCAAAUGUCAGGCCAAGGACCUUACUACGGACAGGUGUACUUCUUUAAACAUUUUCACCCCGAGAAGGUGGACAGCGUCAUUAACCGUUUCAUCAACGAAGUUCGUCGGGUAUCAAGUGUUUUGGAUAAGCACCUGGCAACUCGCCAGUACCUCGUCGGCGACAAGUGCACAUAUGCAGAUAUCGCUUGGGUUCCCUGGCAGGUUAUAGCGACGGGCUUGGUUGAAGGAGUGUUUGACCCUGCGGAGGAGUUCCCAAGUCUUCAGGCUUGGCUUGAGAGAUUGCAAGCUAGGCCUGCUGUGAAGCAGAUUAUGGAAGCUACAAAACAGAGAGCAGAGCACAGAGCUAGUCUUGUUAAGAAAUUGUAG